GUAUAGGUUAGGAUUGUCUCAUUCAUCAUCUCAGUGUCACCACUAUUUUCCAUUCACCAGUGAGUUAUCGAAUCUGAAGUCGAGGAAAGUAACUUUUUCAAUUCAAUCUUAACUCUAUCUGAUUAUACUUUAAUUUAAAAUGGUCUCAGAAGAUGUAAAAGUUGGUCAUUUUGGUAGAGAAGCCAUUGUAGGUAGUGUUGUGUUGCCUGGUCAAGUUGUCGAAGAGGCCUCAUCAGCCGAGCAAAAAAAAGUUACAUUAGGACCUGGGGUUGAAAGAGUUAAAGAAAAUAUUGUGGUUUGUAAUAGUGGAAUUUUGAAGAAAAGUGAACCCAACAUUUACUAUGUUGAUAAUUUGCAAAAGAGGUACACUCCUGUGCGGAAAGAAUGUGUUAUUGGUGUAGUUACGAUGAAAGCAGGUGACAUUUUCAAGAUAGACAUAAAUUCAAGUGAACAGGCAUCAUUAUCAUAUCUAGCUUUUGAGAAUGUUUCGAAGAAGAACAGGCCACGUAUUGAAGUUGGAGAUCUGGUCUACGCUCAAAUUCUUUCUGCAAGCAAAGACAUGGAACCGGAACUAGUUUGUGUUAAUUCAUACGGAAAGCAAGUCACAAUGGGUGUACUCCCAGCAGAAGGAUUUUUAUUUCAGUGCAGUAUCAAUUUAAUAAGAAAAAUACUUAGCCCCGAGUGUCCCUUGCUUUCCAAACUGGGCAAAAGAAUACCAUAUGAGACGGCUAUUGGAAUGAAUGGACGAAUAUGGAUCAAAGCCAAAAACGUAGAUGCAACUCUCCUGAUUGGUAAUGCUAUUCUAGCCUCUGAAUAUGCGUCAACAGAAACAAUUAAUGAAAUUUGUGAUAAUUUGCUGAAAAAAUUGCCAAAUGUUUAAGGAAUCAAUCACCUUGGAUAAUUUUUUUUUUUUUUAAAAAAAAGGAAAGGAUAUUUUUGCUAGGAUUUAAUCCUUAAUUGUACAAAACAUCUCCUAGAAUUUGCAUAAGAUUAUUUGGCUGUUAUUUAUGACUUACUUUCAAGAAGUGUACCGCAGUCAACCAUUUUCUAGCAAGGAUUGACUGUGGGGUCACUGCUGCCUUGCGUAAAUACUCAGGUUAAACGAUCUACUGAGUGGCAGUUGGAUGUAUCUAUGCUUAAAUGACCAUAUGUACUUGAAUUAAAUCAAAAGAAAUUGUUUAACAAGUAAACCCUAUACAGAUGGUUCCCUUUGAUUUCAUUCAUUUUCACAUAUUUCAUUAUCGCAUAAUUACAUCCAGUUGAAAGUAAACAACUACUGAGUGAUAAAAUAUGAGUUUUAGCACAAGUUAAUAAGACAUUUGUAAAAAGUUCCAGCACAUAUUACUAUGAACAAAAAAUUUCAGGGUAUUUUUUACCUGUCUUGUAAUCAAGCAAGAAUUGGGGUUGCGUUUGUUCCGCCUGUAAGCUAAUAAACUAGUUGAGGGCCAAAGAAACAUUAAAAUAAAUAUUUCCUUCUUUUAAAAAAAAA
Messenger RNA from Bemisia tabaci, 1489 nucleotides. It is a transcript of the gene Rrp40, whose product is annotated as exosome complex component Rrp40. NCBI's taxonomy places the organism in Eukaryota, Metazoa, Arthropoda, Insecta, Hemiptera, Aleyrodidae. Gene Ontology annotation, biological process: nuclear-transcribed mRNA catabolic process, deadenylation-dependent decay; CUT catabolic process; exonucleolytic trimming to generate mature 3'-end of 5.8S rRNA from tricistronic rRNA transcript (SSU-rRNA, 5.8S rRNA, LSU-rRNA). Gene Ontology annotation, molecular function: RNA binding. The record is from RefSeq and is a predicted model, not a curated record. Gene Ontology annotation, cellular component: nuclear exosome (RNase complex); cytoplasmic exosome (RNase complex).